Messenger RNA from Diabrotica virgifera virgifera (western corn rootworm), 6102 nucleotides. Its product is annotated as GILT-like protein 1. The record is from RefSeq and is a predicted model, not a curated record. The transcript has 4 exons. Gene Ontology annotation, molecular function: oxidoreductase activity, acting on a sulfur group of donors, disulfide as acceptor. Bases 170 to 922 code for a protein of 250 amino acids. NCBI's taxonomy places the organism in Eukaryota, Metazoa, Arthropoda, Insecta, Coleoptera, Chrysomelidae.
UUGAUCUCCAUCCACGCUUCGCGAUUGUCUUCACUCAGGCGGUGAGGCGGGCUCAUUCCAAUUCCAACAGUUGGCUAUCGACUCGAGACUCGACUCUUGUCAGUUCUUCAGCGGUGGUGCCGAACGUCGUUUGUUUCUUUGCGCUAGUGGCCAAACAGAAGCAAUAACAAUGAAAUUGCUACUUUUACCAGGUUUUCUUCUCGCGCUGUCGGUAUUAGUGAAAAGUCAACAUGAACAUCACCACACCCACGAGCAGCAUCGGGUGAACGUAUCUGUUUAUUACGAAUCACUGUGUCCAGAUUCAAAGAAAUUCUUCACUCAACAAUUAUAUCCAUCACUUCAGCCGCAAAACAACAUUUCCGACUUCGUCAAUUUAACUCUCGUGCCAUAUGGAAAAUCAACAAGAACAUUUGACAUAACCGAUUGGAAGUUUGAAUGUCAUCACGGAGAGAUCGAGUGUUACGGCAACAAAAUUCAAGCAUGUGCUUUGAGACUUAUCGACAAGGGUUUACCCAGCGAAGGCAAAGGCUUUAACAAGGGUGCCGUAGGUUUCAUCAACUGUCUUAUGGAUAAAGCUGACAAAACAGCCAAAGUGGUCUUCCCAACAACUGAAUGCGCAUUAAUCAAUCCAGUUUCCAAUCUUCAGGAUAUUGAAAACUGUGCCAAUCAUACCGAUGCUGCAAAUUACCUUGCUCUUCUCGGUAAGGCUACAGAUGCAAUCCAAAAGCCGCUAAAAUCUGUACCCACCAUCGUAUUCAAUGGAGAGUAUAAACAAAGCGACAAUGAUUUAGCGCAGACCAAUUUCAUUAAAGCUCUUUGUCAGUAUAUCCAAGACGACAAGCCAGAUGUAUGUUCAAGUGCUGGCACCUUUACUUUUAGUUUAUCUUUAAUAUCAAUGGCCGUAUUAUUUACAUUAUACUAGAAGAGUAGUUUUGACUUGGUUCUGCAACCGUAGAAAUCCAAGAUCCAUAGUUUUUUUUAGCGAUUUUGUGCCACUAGUUGUAUUAGCCAUACCAUAACUUAAAUCCGUCCCACCUUUUCCUUGUAAGCUUGUAGAUAACCAAACCCUAACUUUGAAAUUACUGUACCCUAAUUAAACUAAGGAAACAUUUCCUCGCAUCGUCUAGUAGGUGAUUGAACAUAAUGAAUAUAUAUACAGUAACAGCCACGUUAGUAGGCACACGGGUACAUUGAGCUAAUAAAUGUUAUCCGCUAAGAGUGCUGGACCCUGCACUUGUUGCACUGUUUACUUUUAUGUCUAGCUAGUGACGUCUCAAACGUCAGAAAAUGUACAGAAACCGUAGGCCAUUCCAACAUGCUGUCAAUUUUAAAUCAAUCUGACAGCGUAGAGGCAAACAUAAAUAUUUUGUAUCAGUUCUUAAUGUGUUUUAGAUCAUUUUAGUUGCGUUUUUUUGUAAUUUUGUUUUGUACAAGGAUUAAUUUAACAUUUUUACUAAAAGAAUCGAUAAUAUGCUUUAUUUCUGUUGUGUAUUGAAGUGAGGAAUGCGAAGUAAUAAAGCGUGAUACAAGUUCAGUUUUAUUGGUUACCUUCAAUGCUUCAUUUUAAGCAUAAAACCAACUGAACUAAAUAAGUUUUAAUCUGAGAGACAAAAACAAUGAUUAAAUAUAAUAAUAAAGCUAUAAAAGGUCCUAUUAAAAUGCUAAAUAACUAACUACUGUACACUCACAAUCACUGAAUUGUUUACACCUUUAUUUUUAUAUUGUAAUACUGUAAAAUCGCAGUGCUGUACGGAUUUACUAAAUGUCAAAUUGCUUGUCAAAAAUUUUAGUGCGUAUUGAAAAAUAAAAUAAGAAGUUAUUAAAAGCGUCCAAAAUGCCGUUUAUACCACGAGCAAAACCAAAAGUAAUCACCAAACUCAAUAAUUUUAAUUCAAUUUUAUUUAAAAAAAAAACAUGCCUUUCUAUACUUUCCGUUUUGUUAAAUUUUGUAAAAUAGAUUUAUUUUAUUUUGAUUUUUUAAUUUUAAUCAACCUAUUCUGGGUCCGCCACUGGUAACGUCACUUUGACGUAAAAGAUGCGUUUAAACGAGGUAAAAAUUCAAAAAAUUGGAAACUGGAUAUUAAAGGGUGUAAACUAUAGGGCUUUUCAUCGAUUGUCAUUUGUUUUGAGCUUCUGUCAAAUGUCGUAUAAUCCGUGUAUAAUAAAAAUAUACACGGAUUAUACAACAUAUGACAGAAGCUCGAAACAAAUGACUGUGAAUGAAAAGCCCUAUUCAGUGAUUGUGACUACCUACUAGCACAGAAUAUAUAACCACAUGGUUAUUUAUUCUGUGCUAUAUAUGGUUAUUUAUUCUGUGCUACUAGCAACAUUUGUAUUGUCUGCCAACAACUUUCGAAAAUAAUCAAUCAUCUUUAUUUAUUCACUGCUUAAAACUAAAUACAGUCGUUCAGUUACUUUUACAACUAAAACUACACAAAAUCAACAACAAAAUGUUCGCAAAAGACAACUACAUAAAUAACUAUUACAGAGGCAAAAAAUUUAAGAAACACAAUGUCAAAAAAUAUAAACAAAUAAAAUAUGUUCGUUCGCGGACCCCGACGCGGACUUUUAGUCAUGGCAUGCUCCAGUUGUCGUCGACUAGCCCCUUACUAGAGAGUUUUUAAGCCCCUUAUUUCAGCAACGUUAAACGUUAUACGCUAUUCUGCUCAUGCGCAUUAACUGAAAAAUAACGUAUUACCUUAUUAGCGGAUAAGGUAUCCCCUUAUUUAGGUAGAAAUAAGGUUCGCGUUAUUAAGGGAUUACGUAUUUGUAAGAUUGCCAAAUGUCAUAAAUCUAAAUCAUAAAAAACGAAAAAAAAAGUCAUAUGAGCUGAACCAAAGACAACUAGAAUAAAAAAUAUAGUAACGAUCUAUAAAAUUGUAAUCAAAAUUUGUUUUUCUUAAAAGCUAUCAGGUAAUAAACAUAGUAUAUAAUUGAAUAUAAUCUUCUUGGCAACCCUGGUAGAAUAAUUCUAAAUUACACCAUUUCUUGAGAAAUCUGACACUGUCUUGUUAAACUUAGGAUGGAUGUUUUGUGUUCAUAAAGUAGUAAAUUGUCUUUGGUGAACGUCUUAAUACAUUUUCUUCCAUUAUGGCAAAUAAUUCAAAAAAAAGUUAUAGCCGUUAUAGCAUACAACUGCCGUUUUAUAGGUUACGUUUGCCAAAUGUCAAUUAACGUUAAUCUGAGUGUGUAUUUUCUGAAGGGUUUCAAAAACUAUUUUAAGCAAACACGUUAUCCCUUAUUUAUCACUCAGUGCGCAUGACAAGUAUUGACAAGUAUAACGUUUUACGUUUAACGUACGUCAAAAAGUAGAGGGUCUAAAAUCUCUCUACUGUCUCUGCGAAUACACUUAUUAAUUGCCUCCAGGCGCGGCGGUGACAUAAAUGACAUAAAAGUCUUGAAAUGCCCUAUCAUAAACAUAAAAUGUUGACAUUGUUGAUAGUCUAUAGAACAGGAAUUGAAGUUUAUCGUUGUCUUGUGUUAAAGUUGUAAAAGUUAUAGAGUAUUGUAAUAUGUAUUGUUAGUCUUUGAAUAAAGUUAUUUUAAAGCAGUAACAAUUAACAAUAAUAUUAAUUAAGGUAUUUUUUGUAUGGAAAAACAAUUAUUUUGAAUAGUUCCAUGAGAAUCACAUGCCAUGAUCAGACAUGAAAGUCACAGGUGAUAACGGGCCAGAUUCAUUGACAUAUUAAGCGUAGACAAGGCAUACUCACCAAAAAAUCGUAACGCGAAAACAGCAUGGAAACAGUGAUCGGUGGUCUAUCUAUCUCUUUUAACCAAACGAUCCCGCGCAUGUGACAGACAAAGAUGGCUAGAUCACUCAAUCCUAUGUCGGCUUUACACCUCAAUGCAUAGAGUGGCAUAUGACUAGCCCGGUCUAUCCUUACCAUGUCUCUGGCCAGAUUAGCCCAAGUCUAGCAAUUAGGUACCCAUCUGUCUACUAGCGUGAUACUUACUGUAUGUCUGUAAUAAAACAAUUAAAAUUUUUGCGGUUGCAGAUUGCCUUAGGGACUUAAACAUUAAUUGAUAAACAGAUACCUAUAUCAAUAAUUAACAUAUUUUUGAUGAACAGUACAGGGUGUUUCAUAAAAGGUUUGUUAGAAUAUAAGGAAUAUUAUUAAAAAUCAUCUUAUUUUUUUGGGUCAAAUACAAAUCAAAGAAAGACUGAUAUUGAUACAUAGAUCAGAUAGUAUUUUAAAACACCUUGUACGCAAAUAGUAGCGUAGUUGAGCAAGAAUCACAAAAUAGCAGGAAGUACCUACAGGAAUAAGGAUGAAUAGAGAAAACUAAUAACAAGUUUUUCUAAUUACGCCACUGUUUGAAUGGUUACAAGAACGUAUUAAGCUGGGGUCCAACGGAACGUUGAGCGGCACGCCACGAGAAAUAUAAAAUAUGUAAUAGAAUAAGAUAAAAACUAAAGACGGGAGUCAAUGUAACGUGAAAUAGCGUAAUUUCCCUCAAAAUUUGUGGUUUACGGCCCUUAAGCUAGGACCGAACCCUAUAUUUAUGGAUCGGCGCGAAGUCUCUCAUCCUUUGUCGGUACAUGAUCAAGAUCUAAAGGAAGUCAGAAGCUGAUACAGACUAGGUACGUACCUCUCCAACCCUUUCGAUCGGCUAGGGACUGGUACGAUCAGUGCCGUGAUAAUUUUGCUAUGGAGUGGUCUAACGACGUUGUCUUCGAAUUUAUAUCAUUGCAUGAAUUAACCAACUUACUAAACUACCUAAAAAAACUAUAAUGUGGCAAUCCCCAGAGAAGAAAAAACGAGGAAGACCACCACAGAGCUGGAAUCUGGGAGUUAGGAAAGCGAUUAGCGCUCGAAAUCUAAAUGAAGACCUAACUCAGGACAGAAUACAGUGGCGUUUGGGAGUCGGACAACGUCGUAAGUCGUUAUGAAACCGAAUAUAUGUAUACUAAAAUAGCUAUCGCCCACAUUGACGGUGUACCUGCAAUACUUGAGUGGACGUAUUCCAUCGAAAAAAAAAAAUAUUUUUUAAUUUUAGAUUAACAUUGGGCGCCAACUGUACUCCCUUUCCUUUUCACUAUUAUAUAUUUUCUACUUCUGUUUGCCUACGUGAACUGGCGAAGAAUGGCACAUGGCACGCCACAUUCCAUGGGAUUCCGUCUUUAUGUUUACACACACAGGAACGUUUACACGCAGGUUUACGUGAAUGAGACAAGAAGAUGAGAGGAAUCUAUUACUGCUUGGAGUGACUAUUGAAAGUGUCAUAAUGAAAGUGUCAUUAGACCUAAUACCCGUUGUAACCAUCACUUUAGCAUACUUUUCCGAUUUUCGGAAUAUCGAGAGCACCUAAUAGGUUACACAGUAUUUGUUAUAUUGUCACAAAGCUUAAAUAUCUAUUUGUAAGUUAUUUAGACCUUGAAAAUUUUUGGUCACUGGUAGAGUUCAUUUUUCAACUGACGCAAGUGUUAUCUCUGGGUGUGUCGUUAAACUGGUUGCCUACUAAAACAAGAAAGAAAUGAAAGAGUCUUCUAAAAUGAUUAUGAUUUAUUGUCUCCCCUUGUACCAAUUCUAGUGAUAUUUAACAGAAAAAUCGCGUGUAAACUGUAGUUUUUAUUAGCGAAUGCACGGUGUUGUUUAAUUUAUAGUAUUUAAAAAAGUGUCACCCUAUUAUUAAAUUUAACUUAUAAGAUUAUUUGUUUGUCGGGAAAAAUAUUCAACAAAAUAAUAUAAAUUAAAGAACUUUAAAACAAAUUCUACUAUUAAAUAAAAAGAUCAGCUAAAUAGCUAAAAGGACUACUGGAUGUUAAAAUUAACAGUUAUACAUAAUAUAUACGUCUAUUAUAGCUAUAAUAUAAAUGCUAUCGUUAAAAUUUCUGAUGGUACCUAAUGUUUAUUGUUUGUUAUAAAGUUCUUUCAUAGAUUCUUUAUACCUACCUACCUAGUAUGCCUUUAAAUGUGACUGUUUUCUGCCUUAAAUUGUAUGUAUCUAGUUUAAAAAUUAUAAUAAAUAUUAAAUCGAUGUACCUAAUUAUGUUUCUUUCUGGUAAUUGCAAUAUCACUAUUUUAUUUCCGUUUCUCCAUUUGUGGCGGGAUGUAUGUAACAUUAAUAAUUGUAUUUUUCAAUAAAAUCCAAUAUAGAAAU